AUGAAUACCGCAUCAACUAAUAAGUCCGAUGAAAUAAUUGCAUCCGCACCCCCAAUAGAGCUGGGUUCGAGAGAAACUCCAGCAACUAAACAAGAUGAUCCGACUCUAGUGACAUUCACUGAACCAUUCGAUCCCGAAAACCCAAAAGACUGGCGAACAAGCCGUAAAUGGGCCGUGACAGAUGUCCUCUCUGCGACAGGCUUCAAUCGAAUAAUGGUAUCGACAAUCAUGGCACCAGCUCUACCAACCAUCGCCAAAGAAUUCGACAUGUCAUCGACUGAGGCGGCUAUGGCGCUCUCAAUAUACCUACUGGCCACUGCGUUUGGGCCUUUGGUUAUUGGCCCUUUGUCUGAAGUUUAUGGAAGGAAGCCCAUCCUACAUGCCUCGAAUAUCUGGUUCCUGGUGUGGAAUAUUGCUUGUGGAUUUGCGAAUAGCAAGGAGAUGUUGAUUGCGUCCCGAUUCCUGGCUGGGUUUGGAGCUAGUGCUAUUUAUGCCCUAGCUAAUGGGGUACUUGGUGAUGUAUGGCGGCCUGAGCAGCGUGGCAAGUCAUUAGGGAUCUAUCUAUUAAUUCCGCUGUUGGGUGCUGCUGUCGGUCCUAUAAUCGGUGGAUUCAUGGCCGGCCGCACAACCUGGCGCUGGAUGUUCUGGUCGACAUCCAUCUUCCAAGCCGCAAUGAUCCUAGUAUCAUUCACAGCCUUCAAAGAAACCCACGCCCCAACCAUCCUACUGCACCGCGCAAAGAAUCUCCGAAAAGAAACCGGCAAUAUCCAAUACCAAACCACAGAAGAACGCCUCCACGCAAAUAAAUCCCUCCCCAAAAUCCUAGCUCGAGCACUCAUCCGCCCCAUCCACCUUCUAACAUUCCACCCCAUAAUCCAAAUCACAUCCCUCAUCUCCGCCUUCUACUACGGCAUCCUCUACAUAGUCCUGACGACAUUCUCCGAUCUCUGGAUAAACCAAUACCACCAGUCCGUCGAGAUAAGCGGACUACACUACAUAUCCUGCGCUCUGGGCGAAAUAGCAGGAAGCCAGAUCAGCGCCAAGAUGAUGGAUGCUCUAUACCGUCGUCGGAUAUCUCAAUCAAACACUGUUUCCAGCGCAGACGAAGCCCACCGCCCCGAAUCGCGAAUUCUGCUCGUCUUCCCGGGCGCGAUCCUCGGUCCUUUGGGCCUCUUCUUGUAUGGAUGGGCGGCGCAGGCAAGGCUGCAUUGGGUGAUCGUCGAUGUUGGGAUCUUUUUUGCUAUGCUUGGCAUGCAGAUUACUGGUAUGCCGAUGACGGCGUAUGUUAUGGAGGCUUAUCCGGAGUAUACUAGUAGCGCUGGUGCUGCGUCGCAGUUUGUGCGGAGUUUGACGGCGUUUUUGUUUCCGCUUUUUGCGCCGAGGCUGUAUCAGGUUCUUGGGUUUGGGUGGGGGAAUAGUACUAUUGCGUUUGUUGGGCUGGUUUUUGGGGUCCCGGCUCCUUUGAUUAUUUUGUUUUUUGGGGAAAAGCUGAGGGCUAGGGCGAGAUUGGUGAUUUGA
Molecule: messenger RNA, 1518 nt
Organism: Penicillium nucicola
Lineage: Eukaryota; Fungi; Ascomycota; Eurotiomycetes; Eurotiales; Aspergillaceae
Product: MFS transporter
Exons: 2
Coding region: 1-1518 (505 amino acids)
Biological process (GO): transmembrane transport
Cellular component (GO): membrane
Molecular function (GO): transmembrane transporter activity
Source: RefSeq, a predicted model, not a curated record